Cricetulus griseus (Chinese hamster) is the source of this 1450-nucleotide messenger RNA. The record is from RefSeq and is a predicted model, not a curated record. Lineage: Eukaryota; Metazoa; Chordata; Mammalia; Rodentia; Cricetidae.
GAAGCCAGUGGGAACCCUACACUGCAGAGCUCUCGUCCCGGCCCGGCCCGGCCCGGCCCAAAGCUAUGGAGUUUCUUUGGGCCCCUCUCUUGGGUCUGUGCUGCAGUCUGGCCGCUGCUGACCGUCACAUCGUCUUCUGGAACAGUUCAAAUCCCAAGUUCCGGGAGGAGGACUACACUGUACACGUGAGGCUGAAUGAUUACCUAGACAUCAUCUGCCCACAUUACGAGGAUGACUCUGUGGCAGAUGCUGCCAUGGAGCGGUAUACACUGUACAUGGUGGAGCACCAGGAGUAUGUGGCAUGCCAGCCCCAGUCAAAGGACCAGGUCCGCUGGAAGUGCAACCAGCCUGGUGCCAAGCACGGCCCAGAGAAGCUGUCUGAGAAAUUCCAGCGCUUCACACCUUUCACCUUGGGCAAGGAGUUCAAGGAAGGACACAGCUACUACUACAUCUCCAAACCUAUCCACCAUCAAGAAAACCAGUGCUUGAAGUUGAAGGUGACUGUCAAUGGCAAAAUCACCCAUAGUCCUCAGGCCCAUGCCAAUUCUCAGGAGAAGAGACUUCCAGCAGAUGACCCAGAGGUUCAAGUUCUGCACAGCAUUGGUCAGAGCGCUGCUCCCCGACUCUUCCCAUUGGUCUGGGCUGUGCUGCUCCUGCCACUGCUGCUACUGCAAACUCAGUGAAGUCGGAUGCUUCACCUGGCUUACGGAUUGGAACUGGGCUAAGGGCAGGGAAAAGCACCCCAAAGUUCCAGCCCUGGGAACCACUCCCACUACAUGCACAAGCUGCCACCCUGAAGCCUCAGAGGGUUCAGUAUUAAGGGUUUCGACCCAAAGGAGUUCAACCAGCCUGACUGUGCCAUUCCUGCCUCCACUUCAGAGGGAUGGAGAAAGAAGUGGGGACAGUCCUUUCCCUGCGAUUUCUACCUUUAAGCCAAAGAAACAAGCUGUGCAGUCCUGGCCCGUUUUAAGGGCCCAGUGGGAGAUGAGCUGGAAGGGCCUGAGGUCAUGCAGUUGGACACUAAAGACACCCUUCCCCGAGGAAGCCAUGAUGUCCAGAUGAACUGACUGAAGGAAAAGCUUGAGACAGCUUCCUGCGUGGGAGCCAGGUACAGGAGAGGCAGCAUGCUUGGGCUGACCCAGCAUCUCUGCAAGGUUUCCACCUGCUGAGCUGCCAGAGAGGUUUGUAGCCAGGCACUGACUGUAUCCUCCCCAUCCUUCAGGCAGCAUUCCCUGGAGCUGUGCCAAUACGAGGACUAUACUGGUUUUAGAGUAUAGCUGUAAGGGCAGUGCCCGUGUGUACAGUCUGUGUAGAAUGUAUCUUAAAGGGCAGGGCCCACAUGUACAGUGUCUGUAUAUAAACAUCUGUGUCUGCUCAUUUCUACAACUGGAGUUUUUUUAUACAGUGUUCUUGGAUUCAUAAUAAAGAAAUGUUUUUGGUUUUUUGGAUA